AUGAAGAAUAAACAGAAAUCGUAUACCGACCUGCCCAAUAAGGAAGUCCACCUUGAGCAGACGUUCCGACGUGGUUUCAGAGAUCGGACAACUGGUGCCACCAGCCCGUUAUUAAAAUGUCCUAAAGCUGAGAGUGCCUCCUUGCCUGGUGGUGGCUUGUCUUGCAACUAUUUAUACAUGAUUAUGUGGCCAAUGUGGAAGGCUUAUCUGUACAUUUUUCUUGCGCGUCUAUUUUACAACGGCACACUCUAUGUUUUUCUCGUCUUACAAUUCCUUAUCAGUAUCCAUUUUUGCGGCUUUAACGGCACGCUUGCCUUUUGCAACUUCAUUGCUUUCAGGGAGCUAAUCCUAAACAUCUCUAGCAACACCGCGACACGGGUCUUUUCAUGCGCUGCACAGGUUCAUCAACUAACCAAUGACUUCACGUUCGUGAGGGGGCUAUUAGUGCUGUAUUUUCUAGUCUACAUUUGCUACUCUGUCUUAAUUAUUCUGAUUGUAGCACUUUUGAGGCAGGUAUUCGGUGAUGUUCUCAACGUAUUCCCCGCUAUCAUAAAGCGCUUUCCACAGUAUGACCCAGAAUUGCUGAAAAACUAUCUCUCUGUAAUGAGCCUGCCACUUCAGGGUCUAGGCUUGGGAAUCUGUACCUUUAUUAGCACAGAAAAUAGAUACUUCUUACCCGGCAUAAUCGCGUUUUCGUCUGUGCUGUGCAGCCUCUUCUUCCAGCUCCUCUUUCUGCUCUCCAGGACCAACAUUAUCACGCACAUCCAAGGUUCUCCUAGUAACGUUGUUUUGCUGCUCGAGGGCGUCCCUCAGAUUGUAUUUGGAAUCGCUAGUGUGGUAGCAAUUGUCUAUGUGAUCUCUGUUGGCCGCGCACCCCAGCUCAGAAAGUAUAAUAUCUUUCUUCAUUUUCGCUAUAUCCACCGUGUAGAUUUUAGCAUGAUAGCCAAGAUGGCCAGGAACAUGGUCGCUUUAACUCUUCAGCACUCUAUCCAGCCAUUACUACUUCUCUCUAUUCAGUACAGAGUGGCUAGGACGUCUAAUCCAUUCGAGUAUUACUGCAUGCAGAUGCUUUGUGUGGUCAUGUACUAUCUUUUGACGCGAUGCUCUGACACUAUGGUGAUGUCCUCCAGUGAAGCUUAUGCGAUUGUCAGGGGAGUGUAUGAGCAGGCAGGAAUAGCUGAAAAGUCUUGGCUGCUAAAGCUUCUUUUCCUGGGGACGGCGUUGGCGUCAUCAUCACUGGUCUUGAUAUUCUUUCAAGCCUACCGAGAAAAAAUCCUCACACUAAGCAUACCGCUUGCUUUCCGUAUGCAUUCCAAUUUGUUUUCCAUGUACUUCUCCAACUACAACGCAAGAUACGCGACAGCAAUUUGGACCUGCCUCAUUCACAUAAUCACCAGCAUAUUUGUUACAUAUUUUAACGUGAGCGUUUUGUUUGAGGAGUCUCUACUGUAUAGCCUCUCGAUGAUUGUGUAUAAAUAUACUCUACUGGUUAUUACGGUCUGCGUCACUCUGCAGCACAUAGCCGGUGACUCGGCGCUGCCAUUUAUUUUUCUAAUUAUCAACGUGCUUACUCUCCCUCUCUACAUACUAAGGUCGUUCGUUAGUUACAAUCGCAUGGCUCGUAAAUCAAAGCAGACUAUUGAAAAAGAAAAAGCUGUUUGUACAGCCAUUUUCUAUGAUGUGCUGAAGAGUUAA
Messenger RNA from Giardia duodenalis, 1695 nucleotides. RefSeq lists its product as uncharacterized. Lineage: Eukaryota; Fornicata; Diplomonadida; Hexamitidae. The coding region runs from base 1 to 1695 and encodes 564 amino acids. The record is from RefSeq and is a predicted model, not a curated record. The transcript has a single exon.